GCAUCUACUGUUAUCUCUCUCCCCAAGAUCAAUGCGAGCAGUUAUGCAAUAGCUUUCACCUUAUCGAUCAUUUGGGAUGUGUAGUCAUGCGGUUCAACUUUGCCAGUGUUAACGCAAAGGAGAAGACUACACAUCCCAACAGACGGAGCGGCUCGCUGCUUCACUAGUUAAACACUGAAUGUAGUUCGCUGCACUUGGAAGAAAAAUCCGUUCAUGAUUCACUUCAUUAAUAAAUAAAUAGUUCGGUGUCAUGGCGGAAUCUGCAGCUUGUCCUGCCUUCCAGCUCGGGAGACCUCGAUACGAGCAGGGUUCAUUCCUCGGUCGACUGAGACACUUUGUGGACAUCAUUGAUCCCAGCACCCUGUUUGUGUCUGAGAAAAAAUUGAAAGAAUGCAUUAAACUACUUGAUGACUAUAAACAUGGAGAGCUUCCUCCUGGAGUGUCUGAUCUUCAGCUGUGGGAAGCCCAGAAGAUCAAGCAGGCCAUCAUUCAUCCUGACACAGGAGAGAAGAUCUUCAUGCCAUUUCGAAUGUCAGGUUAUGUCCCAUUUGGAACACCAAUUGUCAUUGGCCUUCUUCUCCCAAAUCAGACUGUGGUGUCUACCAUUAUAUGGCAGUGGCUGAACCAGAGUCACAAUGCCUGUGUCAACUACGCCAACCGUAAUGCCACAAAGCCUACGCCAACAUCAAAGUUUCUUCAAGGCUACGUGGGAGCUGUGACCAGCGCUGUUUCUAUUGCAGUGGGACUGAAUGUCCUGAUUCAGAAAGCCAACAAGCUGAGUCCUGCCACCAGAAUGAUAAUUCAGAGACUGGUCCCCUUCCCAGCUGUCGCCAGUGCAAACAUCUGUAACGUGGGCCUGAUGAGACACAAUGAGCUCUCUGAGGGAAUCGAUGUUCUAGACAACAACGGGAAUGUGGUGGGAUCCUCCAAAAUUGCUGCGAGACAUGCGAUCAUGGAGACCGCCUUCACACGUGUGGUCCUCCCGAUGCCGAUCUUCGUCCUGCCCCCCAUCAUCAUGUCCUACCUAGAGAGGCUGCGAUUCCUGCAGAGCAACCGCAGAUUGUUGCUGCCCAUCCACAGCCUGGUGUGCCUGGUUACCUUCGGCCUCUCGCUGCCCGUAGCCAUCAGCCUGUUCCCCCAGAUGUCUCAGAUUGAGGUGUCUCGCCUAGAGCCUGAAAUCGCCAUGGCAACAGAUUGCAAGGUGGUGACCUACAACAAGGGUUUAUGAUGGAUGGCUUGGUGUGGGAGCGGGGAGCAGAGGACAGAGGAGCGAGGAUAGAAAUGAGGCUGCGUUGUGAAUAGCUGUCGGGGAGAGCCUACAGUGGGGUUCCUCCUGUCGACAGGUUUGGGAGUCGUUCUGCUGCAGUGUCACAGCGUAGUCUGUAGACCGUCACGUACUAACACAGGGUUUUUUUCUAUGGUUCUCAAGAUCCCAGCAAUUAUUGAGUCGAGAUCUGAGGAUGGGACAGAUUUUACUCUGUCCUCUCUGUUUUCUGUACAUAGAAAUUAUAUAUUUACUGUGUUUUUUUAGUAUUAAUGAAAUAAUUUUAAUAUAUAUACAAAACAAUGUUUCCCACACACUGGCUAAGUUAUGGCUGCUUUUUCACACGAUGAAAAAGGGUUUAUAAAUACAGUUUAAACCUGCAAUAACUGAACUUCUGGCUCUUUGGCCGCUGAAUACUUCACUGUGUUCAGCAGCUAGUCGCUAACUGUGUCUGUCUUGAUCAGGUAGUGCACGGUAGUUUUUUAGAGCUUUUUCACUGGCAAAAAAACACCUCUCUAAAGAGACACCACUUCGAAAUGAUAUCAUUCGAUUGAAGGAUUGUUAUCAGUGGUUAUCAGCCUUAUAGAUAUAAGUUGGAGGGAGCUGCUACACCUACUAGAAGGUAGGUAGGUUCAGAAGGCCAUCAUCAGCAGUGUUGGGGAGUAACUAGUUAAAUCCAAUUAAAUUACAAAAUAAAUAUAAAUGUAAUCAGUUACAGUUGCUGAGAAAAACUAUGUGAGUCAAAUACAGUUACUAAUUGUUAUCGGCAUUAUAUUUAAUAAUCACUCCCUAAUAUCUCAUGUAAGCAUAUCUGCCAGGAGCGAUAAGGCUGGAGUCUAGACACCAAACUCUAACUAUGUUCUGCUGUUGAAAUGAACAUUUAAAAUGUGAGUUGUCUGACAGAACUAAGGUUGUGGUUAGGUUUAGAAAACAAUUAUGGUUUGGGUGAAAAUAAGUAUUGCAUAAGGAUUGCAAUGUGACAUGACACGAUGAAUUUACAAAGGUCUGUUGAAAUAAGUUAAUAAGACACAAAUAGCGGCCUCCUGGGUGAAAGUCCUGUGUUUGUUUGACUGACCCAUCCGUCUUAUGCAACCUCCUCCCAACAGAGACUUUAGCACUAUUCAGAUGGGAUUAGUUUUACAUGGGCACGUGGGGUAAUGUCACUUUACCACAGGACGUCGGUAAUAUUAAUGGCCAAUUCGCACGGGAUAAGAAAUGUCAGUAAAACUAACACAAGUGGGAGGGGUAAAUCCAUUCAUGCACCACUGUCCCCUCCUGUCGUCAUGUGUGUAUGAUGUCGCUUCCUGUGUGUACCACACUCCUUCCAGGCAAAACAUUAUUAUUAUUAUGAACUGAUUAGCCUACUGGUUGAUUUCACUGUCAUUUUUUUAUUAGCCACAUAGCCCUGCUACAUUGCAUACCUAACUUACCUAAAGCAAUCAGAAGUCCCGUGCCUCAGACAAGUGCUUGCGACCUUCUUUUGGUUUUGAAUCGUGUUCGUCGUAGGCCCACAGUACCUGAGGUUUCACAUGGACUUGUCCAACUGUGAAGUGCAAAACUGAGUGCCUCUUCAAGAGCCUCCAUGCUUGAAAGUCCGCGAAAAACCACUUGUCAACAGGAUAUGACGAAAUAUCUACACACAUAUUUACUGCUGAUCUAUUCGCACGGGAUUAGGAUUACCCGAGGUAAUUUUCCGGGACCCUUUUACAGAAGGUAAAAGUCGCGAUAAUCUUUACUGACAUCGUGCGGUAAUAAUUACUGACAUGGCACAUUCGGACAGGACUAAAAUCUCUGGUAAUUAUUACUUUAUCCCAUGUACCUAUGUAAAACUAAUCCCGUCCGAAUAGGGCUUUUGUCACUCUUAAUACUGCAACAACUGACUUUCUCCCUCACUCCUGCAAUAAUUAGUACGGCCACUAGAGGUCAUAGCCCAACAAAAAACAUUUAUGGGGCCGAUAACAGAUUUUAGCAAUAACCAGAUACGGGAUGCCAAGAAGGUGCCUAUUCAUUCCAACGGAGUUGCUUGCCUGGCGUGUACGCCAAAAAUGUUUUCUGGCUUCAAGGUUUACUUUUACAGUAUGCAGCCCACUGAAUAUGCACAGUGGUGUUUCUCCUGCUGGCCCCGCCUAUGAGUUCACUCUCAGCUCACAUUAUGAUGAUGUGACCGAUUUGUAAAUUGCUUUUCUCGGCUUGAGGAAAGUUUUACAAACAUAAAACCACCAUAACUCAAAGAUUUAGACUAGAAAGAGUCAUAAUAGACCUUGUUUGCAGUUCAAAGUGUCCUGUCAGUCUUACAGACAUCCCUUUAACAGUGGUGGUCUAGGGGGGAAAUGAUUUUUAGGCCUGGGGGAUUUUUUCGCUGCAAUUGCAUGGGUGGCCACUGGGAAAAUGGCUUUCCUGUGGUCCUGGUUGAUAACCAGUGUUGAUAAGGUUACUUUUAAAAUGUAAUAGGUUACAGAUUACUAGCUCCCAUUGUAAAAAUGUAACAAGUAAUGUAACUCAUUACUUCUGACUACUUUGAUUACUUUUCUAACAAAUGAUUUAAACUGGGCAAUGAUGCUAAAAAAUGUUGGUAGAUGGUCUGUGUUGAAAGAAGGUGUUCCUGCACAGCAAAAAAAGGCAAUGCAACAGAUGAGUGUUAUAUUUGGCUUUUUACAGAAAAAAUAUAUUCAAAUGUAAUAUCUUUGUAAUCACAACCAAGUAACUGAAUAUUGAUCACAUAUUUUUUCUCAGUAACUGUAACUGAUUACAAUUACCUUUAUUUUGUAAUUUAAUUGCAUGUAACUCCAUUACAUGUAACAAGUUACUCCUCAACACUGCUAAUGACAGAUCUCUGAACCUACUAGUAGGUGCAGUAGGCCCAUUCUGUACAAGACUGCUAACAACUGAUAACACCCAUUCAAUGUAGUGAUAACAUUCAAAGUGGGUGGAUGAAAGCUGUGAGAAUAAAGAACAGAACUGACUGUGGUACUAAACAGAAUCAGAUUAGUCACUGUGAGUUAAUAAUCUAACAUUAGAUUUAUAUUUAUUUUAACUCAAUAUAUCUUAACUCCUAAAAAUUAAGUUGUAUCUACCUGUGUCUCCUUAACACCAUUUUUUUUAAAAAUAUAUAUAAAUGGUAACUCUAUGAUUAGAAUCAUUGUUUUAAAUCUGCAAUUCUGCAGCUCUUUCUGAUUUUGGGGCAUUUUUUUAGACCAAUACUGGAUUUUUGAGGCUGGUAACAGGUUAUAAUAUACAAGCCAAUAUUAAUUUUCUUACAUAAACCCAUUAAAUACACAAACAUGUCUGACAAGGAUCAUUUAGAUUCGGUAUAUAAAGAAUUCUGACCAAGAUACAGUUUGUGCUGAGCCAUUUUACAGUCGAACAAAAGCCUCAUCAGUGCCCUCUGCUGGACAGACUAAAGAGCAAAGAGUGCAUGUCUGUGAAUUAUAUUUUCUGUGCUGCAAAAUCCUGUCAGAAUAUGCUGAUCCUGAUACAUCUGCAAUAAGAUAAUGUUGGCUGAUAUUUCAGCACAGUCCAUUAUCGAUCAGGCUCUAUUAUCAGUGGGAGACAUGGCAAUAAAUAUCAAAAUACUGUACAAGUUUUAAAAAUCUCCAGAGAACAAGUCUGUUUAUCAUGUCGUCCAAACUGGUGCUGAUUAUUCUGAAUAAUGAGGAGAAAUGCUGAUGAGGGAAUUGAUCAUUAUACAUUAAUAAUAUUGCAGAUGUGAAGCCUCUCUGUCGGUGGCUGUGUGUGUCUGAGGGGAAAUAUGGAGACUGUACUGUAGAUGUUUAUUAAUUUUCACACUGUUUAUCACAUAUCGGGUGUUUUAAACCUGAUAAUGUGAAACAACAUACAGAACUCUGCUGUCUGCACAUUUUAUUUUCCACAGUCGCCAAACACUGUACACUGACGUCCUCUCUGAACUUGUAAGAACAUUUGACUCCACUGCUGACUGUUUCUUAAACACUACUGUAUUCAUUCCUAAUGACGUCUUUUGUACAAUAUUUGAACCAUGAAAGUAUAAGCUAUAUAUUAUACUACUGAUGAUGAACUAGUAUUUUUAAUUCUUUGUAUACUACUUCUACGAGUUUAUUAAAUGUUUGCUAGUCAAACAAUGUAAAAGUAUCUAUAUUAUCUAAAAAAUAUAUAAUGAAUAAUAAAUACUCCUUUC
This is a messenger RNA of Epinephelus fuscoguttatus (brown-marbled grouper), 5417 nucleotides long. RefSeq names its product sideroflexin 5b (gene sfxn5b). The record is from RefSeq and is a predicted model, not a curated record. Gene Ontology annotation, cellular component: mitochondrial inner membrane. Lineage: Eukaryota; Metazoa; Chordata; Actinopteri; Perciformes; Serranidae. Bases 251 to 1228 code for a protein of 325 amino acids. Gene Ontology annotation, molecular function: citrate transmembrane transporter activity; monoatomic ion transmembrane transporter activity. Gene Ontology annotation, biological process: mitochondrial transmembrane transport; monoatomic ion transport; citrate transport. The transcript has 14 exons.